Molecule: messenger RNA, 1259 nt
Organism: Tribolium castaneum (red flour beetle)
Lineage: Eukaryota; Metazoa; Arthropoda; Insecta; Coleoptera; Tenebrionidae
Exons: 2
Coding region: 155-1030 (291 amino acids)
Source: RefSeq, a predicted model, not a curated record
CUUAGGAUUGAAGAUGCACCUAAUGCCGUUGGUGAGAGGGGAUGACAACCUAUAUAACUGUCCACCACCGACUGCUUAGCAAACUCUUGUCGAGUGACCAGUGCUGUGUUAAACUUCGAACGCCAAUCAGCAGAACAAGAAGACGACCAACAGGAUGAAACUAAUCGUGGGCCUCUUUUUGGUAGCCACCGCUUUGGCUCUACCACUCCCCGAAAGUGAAGAAAAUAAAUCAGGUGUACCUCUAGUCAUCGCUGAUUAUUCCUCAGUCGCCAAAUCCGAAGAAAACCACCACCAUCAGCACCAACACCACGACUCCUCCCAGUCAUCUUCGGAAGAAUCCACCGAAAAACCCAGCGAAGAAGCCAGACCCACAACAGAACCCGCCAAAAGCGAAGAAAGCGAAGAGAAAAGCAGCAGCAGCAGCGAAGAAAGCAACGAAAGCAAACCCCUUCAAGAUGAAAACCCCACGACCCAAGAACCCAAACGCGAAGAACCCAAAAUCGAAGAACCCAAACCCGAAGAAAAACCCCAAGAACCCGAAAUGAAGAAAAUCGAAGAACCCAAACCAAUCGAAGAAAAGAAACCGAUCGAAGAAAAGAAAGAAGAAAGCGUCCCUGCUGUCAAACUCAUCAUGGAGGGUUCCGAUGUGGUCCAAGCCGCCAAGAACACGGUGGCGGUGGCUGAGGAGUCCGCCCCCGCGCCCGCCUCCAAGGCCGAGACCUCGCCGCCCCUGGAAGCCACCACCGAAAAAAUCGAGAAACCGUUGGCCCUCCCAGCCCUUAAGGCCGAAGAAGCAAAACCAGAAAUCAAGGAAGAAAUCAAGCCAGAGCCUGAGAAAAAACUAGAAGAGAAAAAGGAGGAGAAAAUCGAAGAAUCAACCGAAGAAAAGAAGGAAAUCGAGAAGAAGGCCAAAGCUGAGGCCGAAACGGAGGCCCCGAAAGCACCGAAACCAGCAGCCGAAGCAGUGGCUACGAAGAAAGACGAGGCGUUACCGGAAAAACUACCGGAGCCGGCUAGUGCAAGUUCUUGAAUAUGAAUGACUGACGAGAUCCGCUUGCCCCCUUAUUCCGAUUGGAAAUAAAACUUAAAUAUUUGGGAAUAGUUGGGCAACCGGAACUCGAGUAAUUUUUUUUAUUUAUGUCGCUCAACCGGAAACGCCGCCGUGUUUUGUUGUAAAAACCGUGUUGUUUUUUAUGCUCCACCGUAAAUUUCCCGUAAUUUUUAAGUAUUUUAAAGCUUUCAAUAAAGUUUUAUAAAUA